Henningerozyma blattae CBS 6284 is the source of this 504-nucleotide messenger RNA. It is a transcript of the gene CDC31, whose product is annotated as centrin. The coding region runs from base 1 to 504 and encodes 167 amino acids. Gene Ontology annotation, biological process: spindle pole body duplication. The record is from RefSeq and is a predicted model, not a curated record. NCBI's taxonomy places the organism in Eukaryota, Fungi, Ascomycota, Saccharomycetes, Saccharomycetales, Saccharomycetaceae. Gene Ontology annotation, cellular component: half bridge of spindle pole body; mitotic spindle pole body. The transcript has a single exon. Gene Ontology annotation, molecular function: calcium ion binding; microtubule binding.
AUGAAUAAUAACAGAAAUAAAAGAGUUGUUGAUGAUCAAACUGACUUGGAUAAUUUAAAAAAACAUCUAUUAGAAGAACAAAGACAAGAAAUUUAUGAAGUAUUUGCAGUAUUUGAUUUAAACGAAGAUGGUCUUUUAGAUUAUCAUGAAUUGAAAGUAGCAUUUAGGGCUCUUGGUUUCAAUCUGAGUAAGCAAGAAGUGUUAAGAAUAUUAGAUGACUACGAUAAAACCGGGCGUCGAUUGAUAGAUUAUAAUGACUUUUUCUUUGUUGUUGGACAAAAGAUUUUGCAAAGAGAUCCAUUAGAAGAAAUUAAGAGAGCAUUCAAAUUGUUUGAUGAUGAUAACACAGGGAAAAUUAGUUUAAAAAAUUUAAGAAGAGUUGCCAAUGAAUUAGGUGAGAAUUUAACAGAUGAAGAGAUGAGAGCUAUGAUUGAAGAAUUUGAUUUGGAUGGAGAUGGGGAAAUUAAUGAACAAGAAUUCAUAGAUAUUUGCAGAGAUGCCUAA